CUUUCUUUAAGCUUUACUUCACCAUAACCUGAGAGACCAAUGACACAGGAUAACCAUCAACCUAUAUCUAAAUAUACAAAUACUUCAUCCAUAUCCCUUUAGGGCUUUAGAAUAUUUCCUUCCAGUUGAUGAACAUGUCAAGGCUUCUUAAAUAGGACAUCAUUUAUUUUCUAAAAGCCAUCAUAUUUAGAGAUUAAGCUUGAAGCCCCCUUUUCUUAGACUUCCUGAUGGAUGCUCUACCCAAGGUUCCACGCAACUGUGUUCUUCCAAUGGCUGCUGUAGUGAGCACAGCACCAUCUAAAACCGAUCGAGCAAUCAAGAAGGAAGAAGAAAGGGCAAUCUCCAUUACCUAUCCUGAUCAUGAAGACUUCAGCAGAGAGUGCAAACUUGAUGUGAAUGAUUUGACAUGGAUGGAGACAAUAAAAAAGAAGCUUAAUGAAUCGCACCCCGAGACUUAUCAAUUUGCGCAGUGCACUAUCUUUAGAGUCCCUCGAAAUAUUCGGCGUGGAGACCCCAAAGCUUAUGAGCCCCUCGUUGUGUCUAUAGGCCCUUAUCACUAUUGUAGUUCACAAAGGGGUACUCGUGGUUCUAUGCAAGAACACAAGUGGCAGUGUUUAAGAUACCUGCUUUCUAGACAUAGAUGUAGAGAAAGAGAGAGCAAGAUUUUGGAGAGAUGCUUGUCACAGUUGAAGGCAUUGGAUUGUGAGGUAAGGGGUUGCUAUUCUGGAACUUUAGAGUUUGAUCAACACAAGCUUUCUUCAAUUAUGUUACUUGAUGGAUGCUUCAUUGUACAUAUCUUGUUAAGGCAAGUGCUUAAUGAGGAGGAGGAAGAAAUUAUCCACGGCCCAUUGCUAGGACUGCGAUGGAUAUGGAACUUGAUAGUGUAUGAUUUACUGAAAGUCGAGAACCAAAUGCCUUUCUUCGUUGUCCAAAUCCUGUUUGAUAUAUUGCAAACUCCUGCAGACAAAGGCAUCAAUCUUCAAGAUCUUGUGCUCAAACUCUUCCAUGACAUCCAUCCUAAUAAAUCUGUAGCAUUCACUUCGAUACCCAGAAACAAAAUCCAUCACUUGCUUCAUCUCUUUCAUUCAACUCUAAUUCCUUCAACAGAACAAAUACAUGUGACAACUCCACCGGAGUGGAUCCCUUGUGCAUCUGAGCUCAAGUUAGCUGGAAUAAAGUUCAAGCAAAACGAAGCAGCUGAAAGUUUCUUAGAUGUGUCAUUCAAAGAUGGCUUAAUGGAGAUCCCUCAGCUUCGAAUUUACGACUAUACCUCCUCUGUCUUCAGAAACCUCAUUGCCUUUGAGCAGUGUUAUCCCGGCUCAAAAACUUAUAUCACCAUCUAUGCUGCCUUCAUGGAUUGUAUCAUUGACACUGCCGAGGAUGUGAAGUUGCUUGAUUUGAAAGGGAUUCUUGUGAAUAGGUUGAGCACCGAUGAAGUAGUGGCUGAUCUCUUCAAUCAGUUAUGCAAUCAGAUACACUAUGCUUCCGAUAUGAAUUAUCUUGGAGAUGUGUUCGUUAAGGUGAAGAAGUACCAUGAGUCGAAAUGGCACAGAUGGAGGGCGGGGUUGAUUCGGGACUAUUUUAGCAAUCCAUGGGCAGGCAUUGCGGUUGUGGCUGCAAUAGUACUUUUUUUGCUGACAAUCGAGCAAUCAAUUUUUGAUGCCCUUUCUUAUUUUUACCCUUCUUAGAAAUUGUGCGUGGACCGUUUGUUCUCUUCCCAUAUUUAAGUUUCUUCCACCGUGUUAAAUUUGAAGAAUUUGGAUAUUAAGCUCAUCUGUUUUGCGUCAAAUACUGUUCUUUUGUGGUGAUAAUAUCCCAUUAACGCUCAACGUGUGCAAUAGGUUUUACAGUUUUUUCUGCUAUGGCAGAUUUGUUGCUACCAUCAUAAUUCUAAGCU
Molecule: messenger RNA, 1897 nt
Organism: Asparagus officinalis (garden asparagus)
Lineage: Eukaryota; Viridiplantae; Streptophyta; Magnoliopsida; Asparagales; Asparagaceae
Product: UPF0481 protein At3g47200-like
Exons: 1
Coding region: 228-1688 (486 amino acids)
Source: RefSeq, a predicted model, not a curated record